GGCGGAAAGGGAAAAAGUGGUUUUUCAAAGUCCGGAGCGCAAUUUCAGGGGGUAUAGGUGUGUGCAGGGGUGUACUUCGUGGGGCAAACCUCUCCGAAUCGCGGGUCCGGGGCCACACAGCGGGCGCUGUGGGCGCGGUGGCGGAACCCGGCCCCGGCUCUGCGUGGGCGUGUCGGCGGGCGGUGCUGCCCGGCCCCGCGGAUCGCGGAUUGGGCGUGGGGAGGGAGCGAGGGUUGCUCGCUGCCAGAGAAAGUUUUGGGGAGGGGUGGAUGUUUUUUUCUUCCCCCAGUGCGAGGAAAGGGGGUUUGGUUUGGGUUUGUUUUGUUUGCUUCGCUCCGCUCCUCGCCCGCUCUGUUUCUUCGUCCGGCCGUGGGUUCUGGGGACUUUUUAAUUUUCGGGGUUAAUUUUUUCGUUUUAUUUUCGUCAUUUUUUGGUGGUUGGCUCUCCCUCUUUGUCCCUUCGAGAAGUGCUCCACCAGCCGCCUCUCGCCCUGCCAUCCCUCCCCAUGCGCCCGGGGCCGCGGGCAGCUCCGCGGCGCACACCCGGGAGCUGAGCUGCGGAGCGGCACAUCCCCUCCUCGGGCAGGAUGUACACGGCCGGGCUGGCUCCUUUCUACGCCUCCAACUUCAGUUUGUGGUCAGCGGCGUAUUGCUCCGCAUCGGGGCCGGCGGCCAGCGGCUGCUUCCCACUGGACGCCGCGGCGGCGAAGAAGCCGUCCUUCUGCAUCGCCGACAUCCUCCACGCCGGCGGCGAGGCCGGAGCCGCCGACAGCCUGCCCGGAGGGCCCGGCAGCGGGAUGCCGGCCGCGCUGGGAGCCGUGCACCACGGUGGUCCCUUCCACGCCACGGCCUCGCCGCUCCGGCCCACGCCUGUCGUGGCCCCCGACGCCCCCACCGCCGCCGCCGCCUUCCCGCCGCGCCUCUCGCCGCUCUCCGCCGCCUACCACUCCCACCACCACCGCCCCACGCAGCACCGGUCCCCCGCGGCGGCGGCGGCGGGAGCCGGAGGCGCCCCGGUCCCCGCCCGGCUGCCCGGCGGCCACACGCACAGCUCGGCGCCGGCGCCCGCUAGCAAGGACCUGAAAUUCGGCAUCGACCGCAUUUUAUCGGCAGAGUUUGACCCCAAAGUCAAGGAAGGCAACACGCUGAGAGAUCUGACCUCCUUAUUAACUACGAGCCGCCAAACUGGGGUUCAUCUCCCCAACUUGCAGCCUUCCGCCGGCCAGUUCUUCGCGUCUCUAGACCCCAUUAACGAGGCCUCUGCUAUCCUGGGUCCCUUAAACACAAACCCAAGGAGCUCAGUGCAGCACCAGUUUCAAGACACUUUUCCAGGUCCGUACGCAGUUCUAACCAAGGACACUCUGCCCCAGACGUACAAGAGAAAACGCUCCUGGUCCAGGGCUGUUUUUUCCAACCUGCAGAGGAAAGGUUUAGAAAAACGGUUCGAAAUCCAGAAGUAUGUCACCAAACCGGACAGGAAGCAACUGGCGGCGAUGCUGGGGCUGACAGAUGCUCAAGUGAAGGUGUGGUUCCAGAACCGGCGGAUGAAGUGGCGGCACUCCAAGGAAGCGCAGGCCCAGAAGGACAAGGAGCCGCCGCCGGAGCCGGAGCCGGCGGCCCAGAGAGCCGGCGCACCGCCCGCCGCCCCCGGGGAGCCCGAGCGCAGCCCCAGCCGCUCCGACGGCGACAGCGACAGCAGCGACGCUGAGUCCCUCGACAUGGCCCCCAGCGACACGGAACGGACUGAGGGAGCCGAGCGGAGCCUGCCCGCCGCCGGGCUGGGCAAGUCCUCCGGCAGCCCCGGCCUGCCUUCCCCCCCGCCCGCCGCCACCAGCCCCGAGCCGCGGAGCGGUCUAUAGUCGGGGUAGCCCGGGACCUGUUCGCUAAUUUAUCUCCCUUCCCCCGCCCUGGGGCGCGGCAAGUCCGGCCCAGCACCGGCCCCGGCCCGCUCCCGCCUGUGGCCAGCGCCCGGCCCGGCCCGGGGCGAGGAUGCAGGCGGAGCGGGGAGCCCCAGCCCUGCGGCGGCGGAGCGUGAGGCGGCCGCCUUUCACUCAGAGCUGCUCGCAGGAGACCGGGAAUUUUUCCCUUUUUCCCCCUUUUUUUUUUUUAAUUUUAAUUCUCCGUUUCCCGCCCAUCGUUCUCUCCAAGGGAAAUCCGAGCGAGGGACUGCGAGAACGCUCUCAGAAAUCCCCACCUUUCCCCGCCCCACCCCCCAACCAAUUUACAAUGUGAAGUAUUUUGUCAACGUCCUCAUUGGUUGCAACUUGUUGCUUCGAAUAAUCCGGCCAAGAAAUACUGCACUGACAAAAUAUAUAAAUAUAAAUAUAUAUAUAUAUAAAAUUCCUGUAAAUAAAAUGUUUGCUAUGG
Molecule: messenger RNA, 2366 nt
Organism: Passer montanus (Eurasian tree sparrow)
Lineage: Eukaryota; Metazoa; Chordata; Aves; Passeriformes; Passeridae
Gene: HLX
Product: H2.0 like homeobox
Exons: 4
Coding region: 587-1858 (423 amino acids)
Biological process (GO): regulation of DNA-templated transcription
Molecular function (GO): DNA-binding transcription factor activity, RNA polymerase II-specific; sequence-specific DNA binding
Source: RefSeq, a predicted model, not a curated record